Messenger RNA from Vitrella brassicaformis, 2600 nucleotides. NCBI's taxonomy places the organism in Eukaryota, Vitrellaceae. The record is from the annotation of a GenBank genome assembly.
CGCUUAGCUGACGAAGGGAGCUGACAAAAGCCAUCACAUAGAAGGCGCAUGAGAAGGUCUGAACCGGCGCGGGCAGCCCACACAGCAGGUCCGAGUGGAGGCGAUGAAUCCCGUCGAGAGUCUUGAGUCCAACAAGUUCUCGGACCUCAUCAGCGCCAGUCAGCAGGAGGGGGUGCUGGCCGAGUCGGCAGAGGUACGCACACACACACACACACACACACACAAGCAACAAACAGGGCUGGCUUGAUCCCCUCUCUCUUUGUGUGUCUGUAUGGAUCAUGGAUCAGACGGCAGCGGAGCUCCACUCCUUCCGGCCGACAGCCUCUGCCCACGCCAUGUCCCACUCACUGGCAGGCGCGUCAGGCGCCCUCAUCGCCAUGGCCCUCGUGUACCCCCUCGACAACCUGAGAACGCGCUUCCAGGUCUCCCGGCGGGACACCCACACGGAUAUCUUGUCGGCCCUGCAGGAGAUCCUGAGGCGGGAGGGGUGGUCGGGGAUAUACGCUGGGCUGCGGAGUGCGCUCAUCGGUGUGGGGGCGUCGUGGGCGGUGUACUACUACUUCUAUGCGCUGUUCAAGACCUACUUCGGCCAGAAGUGAGCGUGAGAAAAAGCGUGGAGUGGCCGGCGCGUUGUGAUUGUGUGUGUGUGUGUGUGUGUGUGUGCGUGCGUGCAGGUCACAUUUCGGCGGCACGACGGCGUUGACGAAUCUUGGUGUGGGUCUGAGUGCAGGGGUCAUAUCCGCCAUCGCAACCAACCCCAGUGAGCAUCCACACACACUGCACUCACUAUACCUAUACAAUCAACGCGCUUCUCUCUCUCUGUGUGUGUGUGGUGUGUGCGUGUCAGUAUGGGUGGUGAACACGCGGCUGAAGCUGCGGCAAACCAACUCGGGCACACAGGUGACACAAGAGCACACAAUGCAUUCACAGCAGAUCGGGCGACGUGGCACAUGUAGAUGUGUGUCACCUCCCUCUCUGUGUGUCUGUGUGUCACCUCCCUCUCUGUGUGUCUGUGUGUCCACGACAAUGCAGCAGGACUUCUUCAAGGGCAUGUUAGCGCUGGCGCGGGAGGAGGGCCUGCAGGGCCUCCUCUCCGGUGUGGUGCCCUCGCUGAUCCUGGUGACCAACCCCGCCAUCCAAUUCGCUGUCUAUGAGAAACUCAAACAGCUGCUGCUACAGGCACAGGUGGGUACCUGACCUGCCUAGGGGGGUGUCCACGACAUCUCUCUGUCUGUCUGUCUGUCUGUCGCAUGUUGGUGUGUGCAUCUCUCUGUGUGGUGUGUGUCGAUGGUUGGCUGUGUGCAGCAAGGUAGGGAUGGGGACAGGCUGGAGGGUCGGCUGCUCUUCCCGCCGCCCAAGAAGGAGCCCUAUGGACAGCAGAGAUCGCAGCUCACGGCGCUGGAGUUCUUCCUCAUCGGUCACUCAGCCAUCGCCUCGCCGAUGUGUCUUGUGUCGGUGGUGCACUGUGGUGUGUGUGUGUGCAGGUGCCGUCGCAAAGCUGAUUGCUACGGUGGUGACCUACCCCUACCAGGUGGUCAAGUCCCGGCUGCAGGCGAAGCAGUCCAAGUCGGCAAGAUAUGCUGGUAGGUGCACAUGGGGAGAGGGAGGGGGAGAGGAGAAUACCCACAAGCACUUGUGUGUGUGCCGGCGAUGGGAUGGAUGUGUGAUAGGUGUGGUGGACUGCAUAGUGCGGAUACUGGACGAGGAGGGCGUGGGGGGCAUGUUCAGAGGCCUCCAGUCCAAACUCGUCGCUACCAUACUCACCUCCGCCAUCAUGUUCAUGUGAGUGAGCCCCACACACAGAGAUACAGACAGGGAGGGAGGGAGGGAGAAAUGGCGCCAAUCUCUCUUGUGUCUUGCAGGUCCUACGAGAAGCUGCUGAUCAUGGCCUUGGGUGUGCAGAAGAAGCUGUACAAGCAGAAGGCGAUGAAGAAGGCGGCCGCCCUCAGCCCGUCAGCAGCCGUUCCCCCGGCGUCACACAACCCGCACCCACGGCCAGGAUCCAAUAAGCCACAGACGCGAUGAAUGAUUGAUUGAUUCGUUGCCUGCCUGCGUGGUUGGUUGGUUCUACAGACGCAUCCUGUCUUUCUGGGAUGCAUGGAUGGAUGGGACGGUUUUGGUUUAUAUCCCCUCUCUCUUUCUCUCUCUCUCCCUCUCUCUCCUUCUGUAAAACUCCCGCCGUAUUUGUGUAUACAAAAACCAAUGGGAACAGACUCUAUGAAUGUUUGUGGCUGUCUGUGUCGGUUCUUUUGUUGGAUUUUUGGGUGGGUUGGCUGGUGGGACAAACAUGAUGGAUAGAUAGAUGUGUACGCGUGUAUAGUAGAGACAGACAGACAGGCUGGUUGGAAAGACGGACAGCCAGCCAUUCCAUUGGGCCGUCGCUCUACUCUACCCCCCUAAACCCCCCCUCCCACCUCUCUCUCCCUCCGUGUCUCUCUGUAUACAUCUCUCGCUCUCCUUCUCGGACCGUCAGCUGCCGUGCCUUGUCUGUCUCAUGUCAGUGGACAGGGGACAAUGAAUGUGACACAAUGCGCGACGCAUUUACCUCUACGCACACACACCUUGCGAAUGAUUUCACGAGAUCGACAAGUGCCGUCGAG